This is a messenger RNA of Synchiropus splendidus (mandarinfish), 3203 nucleotides long. RefSeq names its product ras homolog family member T1a (gene rhot1a). Gene Ontology annotation, molecular function: GTP binding; calcium ion binding; GTPase activity. Gene Ontology annotation, cellular component: mitochondrial outer membrane. Bases 308 to 2416 code for a protein of 702 amino acids. Lineage: Eukaryota; Metazoa; Chordata; Actinopteri; Syngnathiformes; Callionymidae. Gene Ontology annotation, biological process: mitochondrion transport along microtubule; small GTPase-mediated signal transduction; mitochondrion organization. The transcript has 20 exons. The record is from RefSeq and is a predicted model, not a curated record.
GUAGUGGAGGUCGCGCAUGCUCGUGGUACAUCGCCAGCCAAACGCUAUGUAACCGCCAAAAGCAGCGUAAAUGACAUUCAUUUCCAGAGUUACGUGCAAUGGCAGGGUUUUAAAAGAGCGCGUUUACUGAAACGAGGAGUCACGUGUCUGGAGGAAGCGCAGACGAAAGUCGGGGGGAAACGGAAAUCCAUCCGUCCGUUUUGUCCUACAAAGGCGCCGGGAGUUUGACAGCGUCCGGGCCCUUCUCGAGCUGCUCCGAAGGACUGAAUGAAACUCUGACGGCUGUCUUCUGCAGACGGAAGCAAACAUGAGGAAAGACGUGCGGAUACUUUUAGUGGGUGAACCCAAGGUGGGCAAGACGUCACUCAUCAUGUCUCUGGUCAGUGAGGAGUUUCCCGAUGAGGUCCCUCUGCGGGCAGAAGAAAUCACCAUCCCAGCUGAUGUCACUCCAGAGAGGGUGCCCACUCACAUCGUUGACUAUUCAGAAGCUGAACAAUCAGACGAGCAGCUGUAUCAGGAAAUAUCCAAGGCAAAUGUCAUCUGCAUAGUAUAUUCAGUCAACAACAAGAAGUCUAUCGAAAAGGUGACAAGCCACUGGAUUCCCCUCAUCAAUGACAGGACAGACAAAGACAGCAGGGUGCCGUUGAUCCUUGUGGGCAACAAGUCUGACCUGGUGGAGCACAGCAGCAUGGAGACCAUUCUCCCAAUCAUGAACCAGUACCAGGACAUUGAGACUUGCGUUGAGUGUUCUGCCAAAAACCUGAAGAACAUCUCUGAGCUCUUCUACUACGCCCAGAAGGCGGUGCUCCACCCCACGGGACCCCUGUACUGCCCAGAGGAGAAGGAGCUGAAGCCGUCUUGCAUCAAGGCAUUAACUAGGAUCUUCAAAGUGUCCGACUUGGACAACGACGGAAUCCUCAACGAUAAUGAGCUCAAUUUCUUCCAGAGGACAUGCUUCAACACUCCGCUGGCACCGCAGGCCUUAGAGGAUGUUAAGAAUGUGGUACGGAGGAACAUGCUGGAUGGAGUCAAGGACAACGGACUGACCCUUAAAGGCUUCUUGUUCCUGCACACUCUCUUCAUACAGCGAGGUCGGCAUGAAACCACCUGGACCGUGCUGAGGAGGUUCGGCUACGACGACGACCUGGAGCUCACCCAAGAAUACCUGUUCCCCAUAGUUAAGAUUCCUGCCGACUGCACCACCGAGCUCAACCACAACGCCUACCUCUUCCUCCAGAGUGUCUUUGACAAGCACGAUAAAGACAGAGACUGCGCGCUCUCUCCAGAGGAAGUGCGGGACUUGUUCAAAGUCUUCCCCUACAUGCCCUGGGGCCCGGAUGUAAACAACACCGUGUGCACCAAUGAGCAGGGCUGGAUCACAUACCAGGGAUAUCUGUCCCAGUGGACGCUAACAACAUACCUGGAUGUGCAGCGGAGUUUGGAGUACCUGGGUUACCUGGGCUACUCCAUCAUCUACGAGCAGGAGUCUCAAGCUGCUGCCAUCACAGUGACGCGGAACAAGCGCAUUGACCUCCAGAAGAAGCAAACUCAGCGCAGUGUCUUCCGCUGCAACGUUUUGGGGGCUCGCAACAGCGGGAAGAGCGGCUUCCUCCAAGCGUUUCUAGGGAAGAACCUUCAGCGUCAGAGGCGGAUCAGGGAGGACCACAAGUCCCUCUAUGCCAUCAGCACCACAUAUGUUUAUGGUCAGGAGAAGUACCUGCUGCUCCACGAGGUGAUGCCGGACCUGGACUCCCUCACAGAUGUGGACCUGGCCUGCGACGUGGUCUGCCUCGUGUACGACGUCAACGAUCCACGCUCCUUUGAGUUCUGUGCCAAAGCUUUCAAGCAAUAUUUCAUAGAUAGCAAAACGCCCUGCGUGGUCAUCGCGGCCAAGUCGGACCUGCACGAAGUCCGGCAGCACUCCAGCCUCUCGCCGCACGAUUUCUGCCGGAAGCACAAGCUGCACCCGCCUCAGCCCUUCACGUGCAACACGUCAGAAGCCCCCAACAAAGACGUCUUCACCAGACUCACCACCAUGGCCAUGUACCCCCACAUCCGUCUGCGCUGCCUGUGCGCCUGCAACAGGUGCGCCUAUUGCCUGUGUCAGAACCUGCUCAAGCUGGAGCUGCUGCGCAGUGUCAAGGCCCAACUCCACAGGGCCAUGCAAAACAGGUCCAUACUCAGAGAAGGCCCUAGACUCCACUCAGUCCCUCCCUCUGUCCCCGGGCAGCGCCACCAAGAGCGAUGGAACGUUGAAUCUACUGGGGAUGAAAACAUCAGCUGUUCUCUCUGUUCCAGACACAUGGCCCAGGCAGACCUGAAGAACUCCACCUUCUGGCUCAGGGCCAGCGUCGGCGCCACCGUUUUUGCUGUUCUGGGCUUCGCCAUGUACAGAGCUCUGCUGAAGCAGCGGUGAUCUGCUCCCCGGUUCCUUCCUGAACUCUUGCCGGCCCUCCACCAAGGCUGGGCGCCGUACCACACUUGACCUCGACAAGCAGCAAACCAUUUCUAUCCAUUUAUGAGUCGGGGUCCGUCAGUGAAACACCGACUUGUUCACAAUCCAGGGUCUUUGUUUCCUUCUGGUCUGUUGGAUAACAGGUGAACCGCAAAGGUACUAGACUCUUGUAGUUGUACAUGCAGUAUACUAGUAUGAAUCCAAGAAUGACUGACUUGUGGACGCAUGACAGGUCAAAGCGAUGCCCCUCUUCCCCCCACCCCAUCUAACAUUCGAGAGGUCACGGAUGUCUGCACUUCUUUAUUUUGUGUGUUAAUUUAUUAACCUCUUGGUUUCCUGCCUGUUUGGGUGGUCAACUGCACGGAACUAAACAAAUUCUUUUUUUGUAUUUAGUCCGAAACUAUAUCUGUUGUACAAAUCUGUUUUUAUUUUUCUGGAUUUCAAAUAGAGCUUUGUUCCUCAUUAUAUUUUUACUACAUUAGAGGGGUACGGUAGUUUGAGAAAUCUUAAGAUCAACAGCAAUCCAGUGCGUCUCUGCCCGCCUCUCAAGAGUUUGCGUUCUUCCGCAGUUUAUCAUUCAAGUCUGGCACGAGAUGUAUUGAUGUUAUUGGAUGGAAUUGCCAGGUUUACCCGAACAAAGAAGAUAAAUUGGUUUUAAAUACCCGUAAUAAAUUGCAUUUACACUCUGAUCGUGUUGUCUUUUAUUGCGGAAACCCUCAUUCUUCCGCAUUGCUUGAAAUAGAUGUAC